UAUAGACAGUACUAAGUGGGGAUACGCAAUCUUCAUAUUCAGCUAUAUAUAAGACUGACAGAAACGAUCCCAUUCAAUCGAGAACGGUUUGUUCGAUAAGUCACUUCUAAAUCCAGUCUUUUUUGUUGUAUAACCAGCACAACUGCCAAAAUGAUGAAACAAGUAGUUAUCUUCGUCGCCAUGUUGGCCAUGCUCAUCGCUUUUGUGCAAGGCGUUCAAGUCGAGAAUGUCGGUUUGGAGAAUUGUCAGUGCAUUUCAACCUUUGAAUAUCUGCCACUUUGCGCCAGCAACGGAGUGACUUACUCCAACCCGUCCAUGCUGGAGUGCGCCAAGAAAUGCUUGGGCAGAACCGACUUGGCCAAAGUACGUGAUGGAGCAUGCCCAGAAUCACAAACUACGACGGAAUAGUUUAUAAAAUUCAAGCUUUUGUAUAGGUUAAGCGUUUUAUUGUAAAAAUUUUGUACAUGUUAUGCAAGCGAAAAUAAUAAUAUUUUUACAAAAUCUUAA
Molecule: messenger RNA, 507 nt
Organism: Nasonia vitripennis (jewel wasp)
Lineage: Eukaryota; Metazoa; Arthropoda; Insecta; Hymenoptera; Pteromalidae
Product: turripeptide Ici9.2-like
Exons: 3
Coding region: 151-408 (85 amino acids)
Molecular function (GO): protein binding
Source: RefSeq, a predicted model, not a curated record